AUGAGUAGGAAAAAUGCGCCUCCUCAGAAGGAGAUUGUGAAGGGCGCAACAUUGACACCGGCCCAGGAACUGAACGCCGACGUGGACUUAAAGCGGCUUCUGGAACAGUGUGCCGUACUUGGGGAGUUCAUCGCGCCCUUCAGUAAGCGUGUAAAAGUGGAAUAUCAACGCGUGAGGGAUGGUGACCAGCCAAAUAUCCCGUUUGUACCACUAUUUGUUCAUGGCAACAUCUCUCAUAGCGAUCUGAGAGCCCUCUUCAUGGAUAUUCUUCCUAUGUAUCCAUUCCUCCGUGUGAUUCAGUUGCACCACUGCUCAAUAGGUGAUGAUGGCAUUCUCGUUGUUGUGAACUUCAUUCGCACAUACAAACCGAUGGCGGGUAAAAACCCUUUUGGCGUUCAGUGCGUUGAAGUUCCUGGGUGCCAAAUUGGGGCAAACGGUGUGAAACAUAUUGGCACACUUCUCAUGGAGUGCGAGACUCUUAGCCGCUGCGUUCUAGACUUCAAUCCACUGGGUGACGUGGGAACGAAAGCACUUGCAAGUGCCCUUCGAUGGAAUGGGACACUGGGGGAGCUUUCGCUGCAGCACUGUGGCAUUGAAAGUGUGGGCGCUGAAGCUCUCGCCGAGGGCGCCUUGCGAGGCUCUAAUAUCCGUUUCCUUUCCCUUCGAGGUAACGCUAUUGGUCCCGAGGGGAUAAAACACAUUGGUACGGCAUUGGGGUUAAGUAGCUCUAUUGAGUCGAUCGAUGUAGCCGAUACACGAUUUGGGCAUUCUUACGAGGCAGUUCGAGAGUUUUGCUUAGGGAUUGGCAAAAGCAGUACCCUAACAUCGGUAGAUAUGGACUUUAAUAUUAUAACCCCGGAGGCGGCCCCACUCAUUGUUGCCCUUUUGCUUGAGAAUAAGCAAUUAGUAGAAUUUCGAGUUCACGAAAGAAUGGAUUCAAACUAUUUCUGCAUGAUACAGAAUUCACUUGAGCAGAAUGGAAGGGCCAUGAGGAAAAAGAAGAAGCGGGUAAAGGGUUGA
Molecule: messenger RNA, 1020 nt
Organism: Trypanosoma brucei brucei TREU927
Lineage: Eukaryota; Euglenozoa; Kinetoplastea; Trypanosomatida; Trypanosomatidae
Exons: 1
Coding region: 1-1020 (339 amino acids)
Biological process (GO): activation of GTPase activity; nucleocytoplasmic transport
Cellular component (GO): cytosol; nucleus; perinuclear region of cytoplasm
Molecular function (GO): GTPase activator activity; small GTPase binding
Source: RefSeq, a predicted model, not a curated record